Tetranychus urticae (two-spotted spider mite) is the source of this 1816-nucleotide messenger RNA. RefSeq lists its product as uncharacterized. Lineage: Eukaryota; Metazoa; Arthropoda; Arachnida; Trombidiformes; Tetranychidae. The record is from RefSeq and is a predicted model, not a curated record.
AAAGAAUCAACAGGAAAAAUCAGAUUGACUUAUUUUCAUUACCAGUAUUCAAGUAGACAUUAGAAUUGUGAAAAAUCUCCAAGAAUGUCAUCGAAUCUGAUUAAACCAUUUCAAAUUUUGGGACAAAACAAGAUACCAACAACACCAAUUAAACCUCCGAUACCCGAUCAUUUAAGAUUUCGCAUUUUACCCAUUUUCCCCGGUAGAGUUAACUUGAUUUCAUUUUUGACUUUUACUUUAUUAUUCGCAUCAACACUUGGUCAUGAUAUUGCAAUGUUUUUUGGGUAUUUACCUCGAUUUGAUUUCUGUGGAUUGCUGACCUUUUCUGGUUCGAGUAUAAUCACUGUAUUAGGAGGCGAUAUUUUCAUCAAUGCAUUGCUGGUCAUAGUAUUCUUGUUUCCACUCGAUUACAGUCAAUAUGAAGAAGCUUGGAGAUUGGUUGGAUUCUCACUUAAUGACCCUUUCAUCACUGAUGAAUUGAAACGAGCCAAAAAGGAAACCCUCAUCUUUGCAAUUCUUUUCUUGAUCACUUGGCUUUGUUACCUUCCAGGCUGUGUCUACAUCGCUGUCAUUCAACCUCAUGAAGCAGGUUUGAUACAAAUGGCUUUUGAAACUUCACAUCAGGUGUCAUACCCUCUUGUUGGUAUCUUGGUUUUCAUAAAAGUUCAUACUCUUUUCACUUCAUCCUCUCUGAUUCGAGCGUCUUUUAUCCUGAUCAAAAAGUCAAUAAAAGCUCAUCCAGAGGUUACUUGGAGCCUUCAAAGCUUACGUUAUUACCGACAGAUUUAUACUGCAACCAUUGAACUAACUUCCACUGCCAACAACAUCUGGUCUGCCUAUUUAAGCUUCAUGUAUCCAGCCUUUAAUAUUAUGGGACUUGUUUCGCUUUACACAAUGAUUUCUGGUAGCUAUGAUUUUAGUCGAUAUUUCAUUCUUGGAUCAAGCUCUUUAUCGCUUUUCUGGACUUCUAGUUUUAUGAAUAAAUACAUUAUUGGUAUAAAUGUGGAAGCAGCUUCAGUCUAUGAUGUAGUCUAUCAAAAGAGUUUACUUGAUUUGGGUGAAAAAUACAUGAUGGAGACGAUGCUUUUUCUCGAACGGAUAGGACGUGCAGACGUAGGCUACAGGUUACAUGGCUCAUUCGUUUUCAGUCCAACCUUAAUGGCUUCUAUGGUGACUCUCGGUGUCACAAUCAUCAUUGCAUUCCCUUCGUUUGCCCAUUAAUCCAAGUAUACCCUCUAUCGCUCCAAUCCUGAUGGACUCAGUGAUCAAAACUUGUUCAGACUGCCUAGGAGCUACAACUUUGUGCCCAAGUAAUUUACACAAAGAUCAGAAUCGAGGUCAGAUCGAUGGUGAUCAGGAUUCAGGCAUUUGUAUUAAAAAAUGACUUAAAGUUAAAAUAAGAUUAUAAUGCAAACUUAUGAAUCAACAAACACUUCAAUUGCCGUCCAGUAGAUGGUAGAAGUGAACAGACAUGAAAUGAAACAAUCUCUUAAUUUGUAAGCCAAUUCUGAUUAAUCAAGCCAUUUUUCAACAAGAUAUUAUUAACUACACAAAUCUAAAAGCUGUUGCAAGUUUCACUCAAAGAAUGACUUUUAUUAUGUAUUUUGAUGAUAAUUAUUCAAAGAUCUGUAUAGUAGACCAAAGUGGAAAAUGAUGAAUAAUAUUACGUUUUCAAUCGGCCCUUGAAAAGAUAAAUUAGUUAAUAGUGAAAUCCAUCAAACUGUUGUAAAUAAUUUGCUAUUGAACCCGUUAUAUGAAUGAUUUCAGAUCGAUUCCAACAUUAACUUCAUGAAAGUCUUAUUGCUCAAUAAAUAUU